Molecule: messenger RNA, 1002 nt
Organism: Rhinocladiella mackenziei CBS 650.93
Lineage: Eukaryota; Fungi; Ascomycota; Eurotiomycetes; Chaetothyriales; Herpotrichiellaceae
Exons: 1
Coding region: 1-1002 (333 amino acids)
Biological process (GO): protein dephosphorylation; negative regulation of protein binding; negative regulation of SCF-dependent proteasomal ubiquitin-dependent catabolic process
Cellular component (GO): nucleoplasm; cytoplasm
Molecular function (GO): protein tyrosine/serine/threonine phosphatase activity; F-box domain binding
Source: RefSeq, a predicted model, not a curated record
AUGGGGACCUCAGCAGAUGAUCUCUAUGGCCAUAGCACUUCCUACGUUAAAGCCUUUCCAUAUAGCGACAAACGACAUUUCGAAUCGCCUCGGGUCCAUAUACCGCCUCCGAAUCUCGACUACCAAAAUGGCAAGCCAUCUUUCCAUGUUUUCAGUGCUCCAUUUGAGCAGAGUUCCAGCGAGUAUGGCAACCCUAGCUUUCUCAAAGCACUGAGUGCUGGUCACAGGCUAGACAUGAGCCACACAAUGCUGUCAUGGAAAUAUGAGAUGCGCAGAACCGCUCAGCCUAUACUUCCUUUCCUCUUGCUGGGUCCAAGCAGCGCUGCAAGGGAUAGAGAGUUUGUGAAAAAUACCGGCAUCACUCUUAUGGUUGCUGUCCGAAGUGUCAGAGCGGUUAUCGCCCGACCAACCUUCCUCCAUCCUGCCACUUUUCCCUCGAGUGAAGGGAUAUCAACAUUGACUUUCGAUUUCGAAUUUCCGCAUGACUUUAUUCCCAAACUCAGGCCGGUCAUAAGGUCCAUAAACGACCACUUGGAAACUACGUGCGCCCAAACGCCUGUCGAGAAUGUGCAUGACAUUCGAGGCAAGGCCCUGAUCUUUUGUGAGUCUGGAAACGAUCGAUCUGCGGUCUUGGUGGCGGCCUACCUGAUGGUCAUUUAUGGAGUCAGCGCCUUUUCUGCCAUCCACGUUGUACAAUCACAAAGAUUCUGCAUAACUAUGUCGGAUGAUAUGAAGAAUGUGUUGCUCGAUCUACAAGAAAUUCUCAAAGCUGAACGUCAAGUCUCAUCUUCCAAUUCUGCAGUCAGGCAGUUUGACUCUCCUGUAAACCAAAGCCAAGGCUCCUCAUCACUGAUCCAGCGACCCAUGAAACGAACUAUUGAUGACGUCUACAACUCCGAGGAGGAUUUGGGACAUGAGACGCUACGAGGGGACAACGUCGAUGUCAGAGAAGGCGUCGCCCCUUUUACUGAUAUUCUAGACCUUCAGAGAGAGUUGAGAUGA